Molecule: messenger RNA, 1058 nt
Organism: Moneuplotes crassus
Lineage: Eukaryota; Ciliophora; Spirotrichea; Euplotida; Euplotidae
Source: the annotation of a GenBank genome assembly
UAAUUUCUAGUUAUCAAAACAAUAUGAAAUUAGUAGGUAUUAUAGUCAUGAUCCUUCUUGUCUCGGCCAUGGCUAAGAACAAGUGAAGGAUCCUGAGCUUAAGCUCAGGAACAGAAAAAGCUGCUUACCAAGUAGGAGCCCUAAAAGCUCUGAUCGAGCACCUUGAUCCUAAGGAAGUAGAGUACGACGUCAUCUCAGGAGUAUCCUUCGGAGCAUUCAAUGCUGCUAUGAUGGCAGUCCAUGAGAAAGGAGACGAGAAAGAAGCUCUUGAAGAACUCUAUGGAAUCUGGAAAAACGCUAAGAGUAUUAAGACAUACCAGAACUGGUGGUUCGGGCCAGCUCAGGGAGUGGUUAAUCAAGGAGGUCUUUAUGAUAGCAAACCUUGGAAGCAAUUCCUGGAGAAGACUAUUGAUGGCAGAAAUGCUAAAAGAAUGAUGACUCUUGGUGCAGUAAAUGUUGAAAGUGGAAAGUAUACAGAUUUGGUUAACAUCGUCACGCCAGAUACUCUCCAUUCUGCAAUUAGCGCAGCCACCGCACUUAAUAUUUUCUUCCCACCAGCUAAUGAGUUUGGGGCGGACUGGUUUGAUGGUUCAGGUGUUUGGCCUGUCGAAGUGAUUGGUCCUAUCAGAAGAUGCGAACAAUUAGGAUUUUCUAGGGCUGAUAUCAUCGUUGAUGUUCUAAUGACUAAUUCUUAUGAUCUUCCAGUUAGAAAUGCUACUAAUGAUUCUACUAUUCCAAGUGCAUUGAGAUAUUUCGAGAUUGCUGACUUUUACUCUGGGGUAAACGGAAUUGCUAGAGCUAUUUCAAGCUUUAGUGAAGUAACUUUCAGACAUUGUGUUAACCCAGGAAAGGAUCAUCUUCCAACAAACUGGUUCCCAUUUGAUUUUAAUCAAAAGAAGAUUGAUGUUCUUCUUGAAAGAGGAUACGAAGAUGCUUUAAAAACUAUAAACAACCCUGAUACAGUCACUUGCCAGAAUCUUGUAAAAAGUGUCGCUCAUAUGAAACCUCCCACACCUCCAAAAGAGGUAGAUGAUCUCAUUAAGGGAGAAUUCGAAUAA